This is a messenger RNA of Sturnus vulgaris (Common starling), 2391 nucleotides long. Lineage: Eukaryota; Metazoa; Chordata; Aves; Passeriformes; Sturnidae. The record is from RefSeq and is a predicted model, not a curated record.
AUGUACGCGGGGCGCAGGCGGAGGAAGCCGGUGCGGCGGGCGACGGGGCCGGUCCUGGCUGAAGGCGGCGGCUCCAACCCGUCCAAGCGGCACCGGGAGCGGCUGAACCGGGAGCUGGAGCGGCUGGCGGGGCUCCUGCCCUUCCCGCCCGACGUGGUGGCCGGGCUGGACAAGCUCUCGGUGCUCCGCCUCAGCGCCGGCUUCCUGCGCGCCAGGAGCUUCUUGGGCGUUGCUCUGAAGAAUCCUGGUGCCAAAGAAGCCCAGAGGGAUGGAGCCUGUGGCACCGGACCAGCUCCAGGUUUGGCAGAGGUUCCAGAGGGUGAGCUGCUCCUACAGGCUCUCAAUGGCUUCGUGCUGGUGGUGACAUCAGAAGGGCUGAUAUUUUACUCCUCACAUACAAUCCAGGACUAUCUGGGAUUUCAUCAGACAGAUGUCAUGCACCAGAGCAUCUUUGAGCUGAUCCACACCGAAGACCAGCCGGAGUUCAGGCGCAACCUCCACUGGGCUCUGGACCCAGCAGGCACUCCCAAGGGUGAGCCUUCUCCAGCAGCAGGGAAGAGUCUUGACUCUUCUGCUGACAUCUACAAUCCAGAGCAGCUUCCCCCAGAAAACUCCUCCUUCCUGGAGAGGAGCUUUGUGCGCCGCUUUCGUUGCCUCCUGGAUAAUUCCUCUGGCUUCCUGGCUUUAAACCUUCAAGGCAGGUUAAAAUUCCUUCAUGGGCAGAACAAAAGGUCUGAAGACGGCUCUGCCCUGCCCCCCCAGCUUGCUCUGUUCGCCAUCUCCACUCCCCUGCAGGCCCCGUCCCUCCUACAGAUCCGAACCAAGAACAUGAUCUUCAGGACCAAGCAUAAGCUAGACUUCACCCCCUUGGCGUGUGAUGCCAAGGGGAAGAUCGUCCUGGGCUACACUGAGGCAGAGCUGCGGAUGGGUGGCACUGGGUACCAGUUUGUCCAUGCCGCUGACAUGCUGUACUGUGCUGAGAACCACGUCAGGAUGAUGAGGACGGGGGAGAGUGGCCUGACGGUGUUCCGGCUGCUGACCAAGGACAAUCGCUGGAAGUGGGUGCAGGCCAACGCAAGGCUCGUCUACAAGAACGGCAAACCCGAGUACAUCGUGGUCACACAGAGACCCCUUGUAGAUGAAGAAGGAGGAGAGCACCUUCGGAAGCGGUCCAUGCAUCUUCCCUUUACCUUUGCUACAGGAGAGGCGCUUCUAUACCAAAGCGCUCACCCUCUCCCGGGCUUCCCUGACGUUCUCCAGAGCAAAGGGAAGCCCUGCAAGUCCAAGAAACCCUCCUGCAGCCAUGUAGGGCACUCCCAGAAGAAUGGCAUCGACCCUAGGUCCCUGCUGGGCACUGUGAUGCGACAGGAUAAGGCAGUGUAUGCCUCCCACCUACCUUCCACCCUAAACCCUUCCUUCAGCAGCACUUUCCAGCUCGCAGGUGUAUCCUUGCCAGGUGCAGGAGGGAGUGCCUGGAGUAUGGGCACAGCUCCAGCCUUUUCGAGUGGCAACAGCCUCCAAGAGAAGCUGCUGGAUUUGCAGCAGGAGGACCCUCUCUUUGCCACCAAGAACUCACUCUCAAUUAAGAGUGGUGAGAGCUGUUCCAACGAGCUCCUAAAUGCUUUGGAGGGCUUGGGCUUGAAUGCUGAGGACCUGGAGCUCCUGCUGCUGGAUGAGAAAAUGGUGAUGGUCAAUAUGGGCCCAGAGCAGUCCCCAUCCCUGAACGACAGCCUGGCCAGCGAGCAGAUUCUCUCCUACGUGCCUAGCCCUCCAGUGGAUGAGCAUGAGCGAGGGCAGCAGGUCUGUCCCCUGCCAGGCACACCCCCCAGCCCACAGGGAGACACUGCUCCGUGCCACACGGAGAGCAAGCACUUGAAGUGCCACCUGGAGCCACCUGGGGCCCAGCAGCUGCAGGGAGACUUGCCAGCCAUGCAGCCCCUCCAGGAGAAUGCCCACCAGUCCUUCUCCCUGCCCAGCCAGUGCCAGGACCACAUGGCCCCACCCAGCCAGCUGAAACACCAUCACUUGCUGAUGAAUGGAGUGUGUGGCCACAGCCCCAACUCCUCUCCACAGUCUAGCCCAUGGCAGGACUCUGCUUGCCCGCUCCUGGGGUCUCUGGCUCAGCCUGGCUUUCAUGGCCUCAGCCAAGAGGUGAUCUCCCAGCCUCAGGGCUGUUUGGCCAUGUCCUCACAGCCCUUCAACCUAAAUGGAUUAAGCAGCAUGGAAGCUGCCAGCACUGGGGACUCCUGGGAGGAGAUGGCUCCACACUCCAGGUUUUCUCCCCCUUCCUACCAGCUUAUUCUUGAAAAGCAGCUGAGCCCUGUUCCCUCUGUAGGAGUUGGCUCCACCUGCCCCGAGGGACAUGGACGGACAGCACAAGAGCAUCCCUGA